AUGUUUGAAAAUAUUCCAUUAACAUUAUAUUUAAAAUAUCCAGAUAAUAUUGAAAUUAAAGGAAAUAAACCAAUAAAUGGAAUAUUAAAUAUACCAUUAAAAUUUGGAUCUAUUCGUGUAUUAACAUAUAAAUUAAAAAAUAAUAUUAUUGCACCAUUUGAUGUUAAAAUUAAAAUAGAAAAAGGAGAUACAUAUAUUAAAUUUAAUAGUAUAAUUAAACAAAGAGUUAUAGGAAAAUGUUGGUUAAUAUUUAAUAAACCAAAAUAUAUAGAAAAUGUUAAAAUAAUUGAAGGAGAAGGACAAAUAGAAGAUGAUAAUAUUCAAAAUAAUAAAAAAAUUAAAUGGAAUAUUAUAGGAAAUGGAAUAAUUAAAUUUAAUUAUAAAGAAGGAAUUCAACCAUUAAUAAGUGAUUUUCCAUUUGUUUGUGUAGAAUUUGAAGCAGAAAAAACAAUAAUUUCAGGAAUAAAUAUAAUAAAAAUGAAAAUUGAUAGAAAUGAUAUUCCAAUAUAUUUAAAACAAGCAACUAAACAAGGAUCAUGGACAAUUAAAAUUUUAUAA
Entamoeba dispar SAW760 is the source of this 558-nucleotide messenger RNA. RefSeq lists its product as uncharacterized. The transcript has 2 exons. Lineage: Eukaryota; Evosea; Mastigamoebida; Endamoebidae. The record is from RefSeq and is a predicted model, not a curated record. Bases 1 to 558 code for a protein of 185 amino acids.